Thunnus maccoyii (southern bluefin tuna) is the source of this 4299-nucleotide messenger RNA. It is a transcript of the gene zdhhc21, whose product is annotated as zinc finger DHHC-type palmitoyltransferase 21. Gene Ontology annotation, molecular function: protein-cysteine S-palmitoyltransferase activity. The record is from RefSeq and is a predicted model, not a curated record. The transcript has 8 exons. Gene Ontology annotation, biological process: peptidyl-L-cysteine S-palmitoylation; protein targeting to membrane. Bases 294 to 1091 code for a protein of 265 amino acids. Gene Ontology annotation, cellular component: Golgi apparatus; endoplasmic reticulum. NCBI's taxonomy places the organism in Eukaryota, Metazoa, Chordata, Actinopteri, Scombriformes, Scombridae.
UGAUUGCGCUUAGACUGUCACGACCCGCCCUACUCUGCCUCUGAUUGGCUUAUCCUGAUAUUCUUUCCCUAAAUCUAACCAAUCUCACUCCUCAUGCUUACACCUAACCAAUCCAACCAACGAAGGUAACGAGAACUAGUCAAUCAGAGGAAGAGGAGGGCGGGUCGUUACUUCGCCAUCCUAGGAAAAAAAAUUGGCGUCCUGUGCGGAGGCUCGGAUGAGGAAGUAGCUACACUGACACUUGCGCUGAAUAGGACAGCAUCAAAAAAAUUCUCCGCAGGGUCCCAGCAGCCAUGAAGCUUCGACUGCACUUUGUGGUAGACCCCAUGGGCUGGCUGUGCAUCAGCGUGGUAUUUGGAAUCUGGCUCUACAACACUUUCUUUAUUCCAAAACUGGUUCUGCUACCACACUACAAUGAAGGACACAUCCCAUGGGCCAUAGUUGUUUGUUAUUACAUAGCAUCAGCACUCUGCAUAGCAGCCCUGUUCAGAGCUUCCACAGCAGAUCCUGGUCGUCUCCCUGUGGACCCCCACAUACCUCACUCUGAGCGAGAGCACUGGGAGUUGUGCAACAAGUGCAACUUAAUGAGACCUAAAAGGUCCCACCACUGCAGUCGUUGUGGCCAUUGUGUACGCAGGAUGGACCACCACUGUCCUUGGAUCAAUAACUGUGUGGGAGAAGACAACCACUGGCUCUUCCUGCAGCUCUGCUUCUAUGCUCAGGUCCUCAGUUUGUUCACCCUGGUGCUGGACUUCUGCCAGUACUAUUACUUCCAGCCACUGACAGGACUAGAUCAGGAGAAGUUUACAACACGCCAUGAACUGGCUUUACUGCGUGUGUCAGCACUCAUGGGUAUGGUCAUGUUUGGCGGCAUGACUAGCUUGUUUUAUACUCAGAUGACGGGCAUCCUCUCUGAUACUACCACCAUUGAGAAAAUGGCUCAGUUCUCAAAUGAAAUCUAUGGGGCAAAGAGAUCCUGGCAGUGGGCGCUAGCUGAAGUUUGUGGCACUCGCUGGAAAGUCCUGUGGUUGAUCCCGCUCCGAAGCAGGCAGGCGCUUCAAGCCAGCCACCACUUUCGCACCCACGUGUAGGCUGGUAGUGCUACAGUACCUCCUACCUGCACAGAUGGUAGGUGCUGCCAUGUUCAGCCAGAUGAAACACUGUAUACACACUUAAAGAAUCCAUCUGCUCGCCUUCACUGUCCUCUUUUGUGCUAUGGGAGCUGGGCAGCAGUCUUGGUUUGUCAGUGGACACUCGAAGGUUUUUUUUUUUUUUUUUUUAUUAUAAUUUUUAUUGCCUUUCUCUACAAGGCCCAGACUGGCAGUGAACAGGGUCAAGAAACGCCUAGGUGACUGAUUGGAAGAUGUUGCUUUUUUACUCACUGUGACUGCUACUCUCAGCAUUUGGAAACCACUUUGAUGGCUAUUUGCAUCAGAACGAUGGAAGUCUUUACCUGAAAGCAGCUGGCAAAAGGGACCCUCUCAGGUUACUUUAAUAAAGAGCCUUUACUACUGACCUUUAAUCAACUAAAGACAAAACUAGGCUAAAUCCAGUGUGUCUAUUAGAAAGGCAAUGUUUUGUAUAAAGUUUGUGCCUUGUUUCUUUUAACUAUGUCCUUCUUAUUUGUCAAGCAUGAGCAGUGCUUUUGCUUAAUGUUUUCUGGUUGGUGAUCUUCCAGUGAAAUAAGACUAGUUCGGAAAUUUCCUAUGAAAAGCAAAGGGAUAAGGCAUCAACUGCUUUCCUUUAAAUGGUAAUCACAUGAUGAUUCAUGAAUGUUUUCUUGCAUUACUCUGUGAAAGUUUUAUCUGUAAAGUGAUGUUUUAUCAAGCAUGGCCACAGAACAAAGUUGAUAACUUGAAUACUGACAUGUGUGACAGAGGACCAGCCAGGUACGGAGAUUUGUAAUAGGAAGCAGACAGUUAACACUACACCGUGCCAUGAUAAAAAAAAAAAGUAGUUAAAAAUUAGAAACAAGCUUAUACAAUCAACCGUAGACUGUAAAUGUAGUAGUUAAAUUUGCUGUAUAAUCAAGUUGUUUCUCUGAGUAUAACGAACAUUGCACAGCCAAUUAAUGUCAUAACCUCAUUCAUCUACAUGUCUGUCUUCAGAGAUGUAGUGAAAUCCUUAUUGAAGGGAUUCAAGUCGCAAAUACUGUUCUCAAAGCGCAACGUAAAUGAGUAGUUUGACAUUUUGGGAAAAAUGCUUAUUAGUUUUCUUGUCAAAGAUGUGAAAAUCGAUACCACCCUGUCCUUAAAAUACAAGGCUACAGUCAGCAGCUGUUAGCUUAGUUUAGCAUAAAGACUGGAAACAGCUAGCCUGGCUCUGUGCAUAGCUAACAAAAUCCACCUACUGGAACCUGUAAAGCUCACUAAUUAACACAUUUACAUCUUGUUUUUUUUUAAUUUGUACAAAAACAGGAAUGUAAAAACGACAAGUUGUGGUCACAUUAUGUGCAGGGCAGACUACACCAGAGGUCACUGCUCCCGGCCAAGAAAUAGUUACAGCACAUAACCUCCAAUAAAACUGCAACUUGUCUUUCUUUACACAUUGUUUUUUUUAUAUGGAUUAAACAGCUAACAUUCUAGUUAGUGAGCUUCACUAACUGGCAGAGAUUCACCCUUUUUCCAGUCUUAACUCUAAGCUAACCUAAAUGCUAAGCUAAGCUAAAGCUAAUGAGAGUGGUAUCGAUUGUCUCAUCUAACUCUCACAAAAGCAAAUAAGUAUAUGUCCCAAAAUGUUGAGCCAUUGGUUUAAAUAAGUCUGUUAAGCUUAAGCUUAUUUAAGUUGGAUCAACCAUAGCACUUACAAUGUGUUGGUGCAAAUGACUUUUGAACAAUUGUCUUCUAUUUUACACUCCUGUCAAUAUCAUUUGUGAUUUAUACUUAUCAUUUUAGUGCUGUAGCAGUCUUAGUCAGGUCUUAAAUAUGUCUGAACAAGUGGCUUUAUAAAUAUGAUCAGUAAUACAAACGCUACCAGGUUAGUCUACUUGUGGUGAGCUAGUUCACACAGGACACAACACUGAAUAUUUAUUUAUGGUGGUUUUGUUGUAAUUUUAUGAUACUAUUUAGAGAUUUUAUUGAAUUCUUUAACAGGACCUUGAGGGAGAGGGUGAUUCAGUAAAUAUCAUUACUAGCAUAGCGUGGUUAUCAUUGUCUUUAAUACUUGGCAAUCUCUUAGCUAAUGUGUACGUAAACAAUGCUUGCCAUGUGGGGGAAAUAUAACAGUAUCCAAGUAGUUUUAAGUGCCUGUUCAGGUUUUACUUUUGCUGCCAAUUCUCACACAUCAUCAUCAUCAGAUUAGUCUCCAUACAAGCCAAAGACCUGGGGAAAUGUUGCAAUAGUCAGCGAGCACUUAAUAAAUGCAUGUUUCACCAAAUUUCUGGAGGUAGCGGUUUAAUAUUAUGCACUGAUUUUCACGUUAACACACAGUCUGUUUUGCUGCAUUAGUGAUACUCUUGAAAGAACGUCUUCACUUGAAGUUUGUUGUUUUAUUUGGUGUGUAUCCUUUAUUUUAUUCAUAUUUUAUAUCAGAUUGUGUUUGUUGAUAACUUUGCUAAGUGUUUUUUAUAACUCUGAUUCAGGUUCUUGGAUGUUUAUGUGAACUUGUUUUUUUGUUUGUUGGUGGGUUAUGUGAAUGUGUGUGAUUGACACUAAAAGAAAGGGAGGGUACUGAUAAAUCACAUUAACAGGUUUGUCUUUUAAUUUCUGAAAGCAAUAAGCAUUGUGUAUCAGUAAAGCCAUCCUUGUUACAGCAGCAAGCAGUGGAAAUAUAUUUAGAGGUAUAUAAACUGAGUGGAUGGGCUUCAGUCAUUACACACUAACAAGUGAUUCCUGGACUUGAACAUUAUGUCAAUACUUCUGUAACCUCAGCCAAAACUGACACUACUGUUAGCUGCUGUGUGUGUUCAAUCAGCAACAUGUCAGCCUUAACACCUCAUGUCAUAAUAACAGAGUUAGGUCUUCAGAGAGGCUGUGCUCACUCACUUCCCCUUACAGACAUUACCUGGCGUCCCACAGGGCUCCCAGUUUGGACUUCUGCUGUUUUGUUUUCUUUGUUCAUUUCUUCUGUUUUGGAAUGUGUUUUCAAGCUUUAUUUUUUGGAAUUCUUGAUAUACAUGGAAACCUCAAACACUGGAACAGUUUUUUGAAUUAAGUUAAUACACGAUGAAUAUGUUAUUAAUUUCUUUAUGUCUAGCCUAUGGUAAAUUGUCUAUUAAUCAUACUAGAAUGCUGUAAUAAUUGUGGUUAUUGAAAUGAUCAUACAGGUAUUCAUAUUCUAAUAAAUUAGAUUCUGAGCUGA